AUGGCUACGACGCAUUCAGAGUACAACGAACAGACUACCGCAACAGAAGUUGCGAGCGCAUUCGCAGACCAAAUCCGCGGUAGAAAUGUGGUAAUCACCGGUGUCGGCCCUAAUAGUUUGGGUGAAGCUCUUGCAUUAGCGAUUGGAAGUCAACAACCAGCCAAAUUGUUCCUGGCAUCGCGCACAGAAUCCAAAGUUCAACAAGUUGCCGACAAGGUGAAUGAACUGUCACCUGGAACCUCAGUCGAAGCAGUGGUUUUGAAUCUUGCGUCUCAAAAAUCAAUUCAUGCUGCCGCAUCGAAGAUUCAGAGCGAAGUCGAUCGGGUGGACAUACUGAUCAACAAUGCCGGCAUGAUGGUACUGGAAAAGGAGACAACCGAGGAAGGAAUUGAGAUCCAGUUUGGCACCAAUCAUAUCGGGCAUUUCCUCUUCACCAACCUGCUCAUGGAUCGGUUGAAGAAUGCUGCGAAAUCCUCGGAAAGCGGGUCGGCUCGAAUCGUCAACGUGACCAGUGCUGGUCAUCGUUUGUCACCUCUUCGCUUCCAUGACUAUAACUUCGAGGGCAAGGAGGUGCCUAUUGAUGAGAGACCCCCCGAUGGCUUGCCUCCUAUGUUCAGUCCCAGUGCUGGGGGCUACAAUGGAUGGUUGGCGUACGGACAGUCUAAGACAGCUAAUAUUCUGUUCACCGUUUACUUGACCCAACAACUGGCAUCUGCCGGUAUUGUGUCGUAUAGUGUUCAUCCUGGAUCAAUCUGGACUGGUCUGAGUCGAGGCCUUGACGAUAGCGGAAAUGAGAUCAUGUCCAAAACUAGCAACUUUUGGAAAACAGGGGACCAAGGCGCUGCAACUAUGCUUGUGGCUGCAUUUGAUCCGGCUUUGAAUGCUGUUUCCGAUCCCUCGGCGGUCUACCUAAGCGACUGCCAAUUCGCACAGACCGCACCUCACGCGGUAAAUGUCGACGCUGCUGAGAAGCUACACCAUUUGAGCGAGGAGCUUGUGGGAAUGAAGUUUCCACUGUGA
Molecule: messenger RNA, 1020 nt
Organism: Penicillium cataractarum
Lineage: Eukaryota; Fungi; Ascomycota; Eurotiomycetes; Eurotiales; Aspergillaceae
Product: Short-chain dehydrogenase
Exons: 4
Coding region: 1-1020 (339 amino acids)
Source: RefSeq, a predicted model, not a curated record